Messenger RNA from Betta splendens (Siamese fighting fish), 3190 nucleotides. It is a transcript of the gene telo2, whose product is annotated as TEL2, telomere maintenance 2, homolog (S. cerevisiae). Gene Ontology annotation, molecular function: Hsp90 protein binding; telomeric repeat DNA binding. The record is from RefSeq and is a predicted model, not a curated record. The transcript has 20 exons. Gene Ontology annotation, cellular component: cytosol. NCBI's taxonomy places the organism in Eukaryota, Metazoa, Chordata, Actinopteri, Anabantiformes, Osphronemidae. Gene Ontology annotation, biological process: protein stabilization; telomere maintenance via telomerase. Bases 250 to 2754 code for a protein of 834 amino acids.
UCUUUACGAACGUAUUUUUAUGACGCACACAUCAAGCAACUCCUCCGUGAGUGGAAAACGCGACAUGACAUUUCUCUCAGUAAAGAAACAGUUUAAUGCCACUGUGGCUAAAGUGUGUCCGUCGUUGUCAUACAUUUUAACAACGGCGUAUUGAGAGGUGGUUGUUUGAAGCUAUCUUUAUGACACUACAAUAGAGGCGGGGUUAAGCAUCCGUUUAUUCAUUCUAUUUCUAUUGCAAUUAUUUUUCAAAUGGAGUCGCUCACUCUUAAGGCUGAGGUGCGUCUAACGGUGGCCCAGUGUUAUCGCACACUUACUCGUGGCUCGGAUGGCGCAGACGUUGUCGCCGCUCUUCGGACGCUCCGCUCUUACUUGGAUGACGGCGCACAGAGCGCAACCACUGCGGUUCAGCGGGCAGAGUUCAGGAGGAACCACUACACGCGCACCAUUCAGCUGCUGGUCCACAACAUCCAGGCCGACUGGCUGCACAGCUUCACGGCUGCCCAGCGCGCAGAACUAUGGGACGGCCUGUUCCUCCAGGGACCUCCAGAUCAGGCGCUCCUGGUGCUGAUGGAGGCGAUAGGAAAUCUUAGAGCCAGCACAAACUUGGACCACUUGGUCCUCAUCACUGAGACAUUUCUUCAGAGUGGGCGACUCGGUGACCUGCUGUGGUUGUACUGUCAGGCUGCUCCUUCGGAUUCCCCACAGCUCCGAGAGACUCUGCUGGGCAGAAUAGUGGCGCUGCCGGACCUCACUGCCAACAAGUUGCACCCCAACAACAAGCCCAUUUUCCUUCCGCAGCAGUAUUACCCUCUACUGGCAUCUGAGAUGCUCUCUGCCUUGGACAGGACCUGCCAGGCCCUCAGAGAGGGUACAGACUGUUCUUUAACUUUUGUGGCUGAGACUCUUGGAAAAGCAUGUAUGCAGGGACACAGUGAUGUGCUCCUGGCAGCGAUGGCUCCUCGGCUUUCUGUCUGCACACGCUCGGACAUGGUGUGGCAGAGAGUUUGCUGGAAACUGCUGGAGAACGUUCCGCAGCGAUGGAUGGAGGCUGUGCUCACUGGGCUGGUACAGGCUGUUAGUGGGCCUGAUGCUUUGGGGCGCAUCAUUGGGAAUCUAGUGUUAAAAAAUAAAAAGGCUCAGUUUGUUAUCACCCACAAACUCUUACUACUGCAGUACAAGUAUGAGACUAAAGUCUUGAGAACUGUUCUGGGAUACCUUGCAGCAGACAAAGAGCGAAGGCCAAUGCUCAUACAGGUGUUACGGUCUGUGUCCCAGGCCUGGGCCAACCCCAGUGCUGUCAAACACACUCCUCUAGAGCAGCAGUUUUAUGUUAGUAAAGCCUUACUGCUGAGCGUGAGCCUGCUGAAAGACUCUGAGCUACAGGAGCUACGUUCAGAGUUGCUUCAGUGCAUGUUAGGUGGUAUGCAGAGUCACCUGGACAGCAGUGUGGUGCGUAUACGGCAUAUGGGCAUGGUGGUGGGAGAGUGCCUGAGUUCUCGCAUGGAUAUCAAUGAAACCAAGCUUACAUUUGAGUAUGAUAAAGAUGAGGAGACCCAAGAGCUGCUUUCUCUCAUGACUCCUGUCACUGGUGAUGAGUCAGAGCCUGAGACUGUGCCUGGAGCUGACUCUGUGUGUGAAGUGACUCCGCCUACAGUAUCAUCACAAAACAAGUCAGUUGAUCAGCCCUUAACAACAAAUCCAGACUCUGACCUAGAUAGUGAUGAUGAGCUCACUCCGUACGACAUGUCUGACGAUAAAGAGAUCUGUCAAGCAUCCCCACCCCGCUACCUUCGAGACUGUCUGGAAACUUUGAUGACCUCGGAGGAUGCAGCGCGCGUGGAGCUCAGUUUGAGAGUUGCUGAAAGUUUGGUGAGGACGAACAUCUUCGCAGCCAGAGAAAUCAGUGUCAAGAUGACCAAAGUGCUUCUACACAUGGAGGAUAAAUACAGCAUCAAUGGCUUCAGACUCCUCCGACAGGCGACCAUGGUGGCUCUCGCUGUCACUGACUGUAUUCCUGUGACACAGUAUUUAACCACCGAGUUCUACUCCCUGAACUACAGUCUGUGCCAGCGGCUCGAUAUCUUGGAGGUCCUUGCUUCAGCAGCUCAGGAACUCUCUAAGCCAAUCGCGAAAAAGAGCGAUCCAUUGUGUUGCCCUGCGGCCUGCACUGAUGUGACUCCAUAUCCUGGUGACAACCCUGUGCACUGGCGACAAGUAGUAGAAAAGCGAAUCCAAAGCAAGACGAAACGCCUCAGUAAGGGUGUGACGCAACCUCCAGUUAAGGCCACACCAAACCGUUACGCUCCUGUUGCUGGACACUUCUUUUUCCCACUGCUCAGGAAUUAUGACAAACCUCAGGCGACGUUUGAUCUGCUGGGCAGCGACCACCUGGUUCUCGGCAGGUUGAUCCACACCUUUGGCCUUUUCAUGCAUCUGGCAGUCAAUGCUCCGAUAGCUGCACAGAUGGGCUGUGCUUUGCUGGACUUUGUGUGGGCAGUGCGCUACCAUGCAGACCAGAUGGUGAGACGAAGCGUCCUAUUCGCUGUCUGCUCCGUUUUUUUGAGCAUGCCCAGUCAAAACCUGCUGGUGGACCUGGAUGACCAGCUGUUUGAGACCAGAACUUGGCUGGCAGAUGUGGCUGAAGGAGACCCUGAUGCAGAUUGCCGGAGUCUGGCGGUACAGAGUCUGGUGCUGUUGGAUAAGAGCUUGAAGAAACAGCUGCAGGAUCCGCCUAGUCUGGGGUCAAGAUCAUAGUCACUAUGAACACUGAACCAAACUAUGUGUUUGUGAUCUAGGGUGGACUUGACUUUCAUGUAUACACUGGUCCUCACAGAGGUCAGAGGAAAUGAUGCUCUGGAUAUCUGCUGGCAGAUGGGCUGGACUGGCAGCCAUGGAUAACUGAGUACACUGAACGAUGUCCUGUAAAGACAUGAACACAAACAUGAGGGAUACCGUAUUUUCAUAUUUGAACCAUAUGAUACAAUUAUUAAUUUCUGGACAAACAUUUUAGCCUACAGUAAAAUGUCUGGUAUGAGGAUAUCCUUUCAAAUCUAUUUCCUGUACUGGCAAUCUGUUUUUUUGCAAAGGACAUCCUGGACUCGGAUUGAUGCACACUCCACAUACCAAAUAAUAGAACUCAACCUAUACUGAUUUGUUUUUUGAAAAGAUUAAUUAAAUCACUUAAAACAGU